GUCGUCCUCGACUCAACAACAACAGAUGACCUCUAGUACAGAUGCCUCUACUGGACGUGCUGGCAACACGAAAACCGUGAGCGCGCCUAAGAAGCAACAUUGGAGGCGACUAAAUUUGAGGUCAAAGACAGCAUCGAAUCGUGCUGAGGCCAAUGCACAGCAAGCCUUGCAGCAAUCAGUGGCUGGUGAUCAGCACAUGAUUAAAGCUGCUAUCGGGAAUGACGAAAGUACAGGUGCCGGAAGUGGAGUCAUGGAUGUCGUGAAUGGUAAGGUGAGUAAAAAUCUCCUACCACCAAGUCGAAAUUAUGAUCUUCACUCGUCACAAGAUCAACAGAGGGACGAUAGGGAACAGGAUGGAACAACUGCCAGUGGUAAAGCCGCUAGUGGUAAAGCGUUCUUGGAAGAUCUUCAUAGGAGAGGUGGAGUUGCGCAGCUGCAUGGUCCGAAUUACCCUGUAGUUGUAGGAGACACGCAGGAACUACAAGCAGCUGGAACGUCUUCAUCAUUAAGUUUAAAACUGUCUCAGCCUGCUCUAUCCAAGUCCAACGCGGCAGGACCGGGAGCAGCAGUUGGAGCAGGCACCAGCCAAGCAGGCCAAGUGAGCAGAGGUGGACAGCUCAGCAAGAUGAAGAGUUCUUUGCUUGUUGAGGAUGAGCGAGAAAAGUAUACGGAGCAGGUUUUGACAGAGCUCGUAAAUGCGGUAGGAGGCAACGCGAACGGUCUUGAAGAACGCGGAGAUCACGAUGGAGACACGGAGGAGGACCAUAAACGCGUAAUCCGUCUGGUGGUGCCUCCUAGGCCAAAGUGCUUACCAAGAAAAAUGCGCCGUCUCAAUCCACAGCCUACAGCAUCUACAGAAGGAGCUAGUAGACGACGAAGCCCAGCAAGAAGUCCAGCUCGCAUCCUGAUCCAGCAGCAAAGUGAAACCAAAAGUAUUGUUGUUGAACAAGAAGCUGAUGUUGCGGUUGCUCGAACUCGAGAUGAAGAUGAAAACAAGAUGCAAAUUGAGCCUCCAGAAAUAAAGGUGGAAGAUAGAAAUGCGAACCCAGCAGAUGUUGUUCAUCUUGCCUCUAGUGCGACUACUUCUGCUACCUCCGACAACACGAUCAUGAAUUCUUCCAGUACUCCUGCUCGUGUUCUUCCACCUGCAGAAACGGAAACUUCUGCAACGAGUGAAAAAACCUCGACGUCGCACGGCCAGAGCCACGACAGGAGUGGCGAAUACAUGGUUGGUGGCAUCGCUCGCGAUCCGUACGAUGAGGUUUGCUGUGGUUUUAGUUACUUGAAUGCGACCGCCUAUGCUGUGCGGGAAAUGCAAGACAAGCAUGGAUCCUGGAAGUGUGUGCGUACUGGGAAGGAGUAUCGUCCUGGGGAGCUUUGGCCGAAAAGUACUGGAGGUUCAGCAGAUGUUGCUGAAGAAAUGUCAGAGCUGUGUGGCAGAAAAAGUGAAGGAGAAGAAGAUGACGAGAGUGGCGAACCUGUCGGAGGCUCGGACUUCUCCUUAGUGUUGCCUACGAAUAAAGAGGCUGUUGAAGGUAUUUAUUCAUGUUUAAAAAUAUGAUACAACAUCCUGCAGCUCCGCGACUGGCAAAUAACUCCUACAAUAACAAUCCUGCCUUCAAAAACAAAGAGAUGAAGAUGAAAAAAAACUAAAUUCAUAUCGCCUCGAGUUCUUUUACGUUUAGUCUGCCCAUCCUCAUGAUCCACACAACGUCAGGUCCUCCAUCGUUGCUUCAGCGAUUGAAAGCGUGCCAUUUAGAGUGGGUGAAACCCCGAGUCGUCAUUUAUGACGUCGAUGUGCAUCACGGUAACGGUACGCAGGCCGUGUUCUACGACGAUCCUACAGUGCUCUUCGUCAGUAUUCAUCGCGGGCAGCUCUCGAUCGAACAUCAGGUAUAACAUACUUUAUCAUUUUUUUUCAGUUUCACCAGGAUAAGCAGGAUGCAUUUUUUGCAUGAUUUACCGAGCCGAAGCUGAAUAUAUAUGCCAAACGACCCAUCAAAUUUUCAACAGAGUACACCCGACUACGUGGGUAUCGGCGCGGGCGAGGGGUACAACGUGAAUCUUCCUCUAUGUCUGCACGAUGGAGAUGUGGUAGCGUUAUCCUACACGCACGCGAUCGCUUGUCCGGUCAUAGAGCAGUUCCAACCGGACUUGAUUGUGGUUUCCUUGGGAUUCGACGCCCUGGACGUCCAAAAUUCCCAGCACUGUGGCGAACAGAUUCAGGCAGCUGGCUGUGAUUGUCUUUUUUCACCUAUGGUCUUCGCCCACAUCAUCCGUGCAUUGCAGCCGUUGUGUCCAAGGAUAGUGCUGCAUUCGGAAGGAGGGUACUUACGACUUAGAACAAUUAUUUUCACAUAAUUUCACAGUCAUACUACAAACAAGAUGGAUUCAUCAUCUAACUGAUUGUGGUCACCUCCACCUUCAAGCACCGGAAUGAAUAAAAUCAUUUCCCCGCCCCUACUAAGUACUUUUCAACAUAUUCUAUCUUCCAGGUACGACCCCCAGCAAUGCGGUGAAGCGGCGCGACAUUCGUUGAAAGCUUUGCUCGGACAGCCGCUUGACCCUUGGCGGGGUGAGGCGGGUGAAGACAGGCUCCUCUACCGCCGAAUCCAUAACUUCGUAAAGCAUUUUAGCCGUUUUGGAUGGCAAUUUCCCGUUCGAAAUGCCGCUGAAAACUUCUGGAAGCUGCAACAAGGGAACUUCCCUUGAAAUGGUCGAGCUCGAGGAAGUUUUAGUUUAAAAUGUGUGGACCGACGUGGCGUCGACGAGGAGUUUAUCUGAAUUUCAGUUUUACACAGAUUAAUGAAGAUGGUAUUGGUACGCAACACCAACACCAACAUAUUUAAUAUAUAAAACCUCUUCGUUUCUUCUAUCAAUUUGGAUGAAUGCACCAUCAUGACCAUAAGGCUUUCGUCGCCUCUAUGUUUCAAAUCUACUCCAAUUUUUCGUUGAUCUUCGUACCCUCGCAUGUAUUGUGCUCGCACAAGGAGAAAAGAAAGGAAAGAAAUAUGCUCACAUCUUCGACAGGGAGAAAAGAAUGGAAAGAAAAAUGCUCAUAAGAAAGGUCGGUAGGGCUUUCUUAGACAAGCAAGUCACAGUCAGUGAAGAUUAGAUCAUGCAACUCAUGUUGGUCGUGCCUAUUUCCAUUAGCGCAGGCUAUUUGAUGAGUUUGCUAUUGUAGGAAAUCGAAAUUGAUGUUUCUUGUUCAACCAAAUGAAUGAAAAAUAGAGAAGGUGGCGAACACCUUGUCAUGAUUGUUUCUAUUUUCGAAUAAGUAGGUAUACGCAAGAACGACCAUAACCAAAAAACUAGCGACUUUCACUUCGUAGUUCUUCGAUCUAUCUAAUACAGCUAGAAGAGGAUCUUCCACCAAGAAUUCAUACUUACACACAUGAUGAUGGACAAACGAAAUUAUAUGUUCGUCCCACCACGACAUCGCCACAGCGACACCCUUUGCUAACACUGAUAAUAGUUGAUACAACCUAGAUGGAAGACUCCGUCUUGCGCUUCAGCUAUCAAGAAAUUGCCAACGGUUACCCAACUAGCACCAAAAGAAAUACUCACGACACGAGUAGGAAUGCAGUAUUGAUGUUCCACAAUAAUGAAACAGCGUCCUACAGGUUCUUCUAGUAGCUCCUUGGUCACUUGCGCUGUUUUUAAGGAAUGAAAAAUUCAUGCUCUGUCGGUCUCUGUUGGUUGUAUUUGUUUUGACCGUUAAGCUUAAGACGCAUGAUUUAAACUUUGAUUUUUCCUACUAGUUCG
Molecule: messenger RNA, 3765 nt
Organism: Amoebophrya sp. A25
Lineage: Eukaryota; Dinophyceae; Syndiniales; Amoebophryaceae
Source: the annotation of a GenBank genome assembly